Molecule: messenger RNA, 1185 nt
Organism: Geodia barretti
Lineage: Eukaryota; Metazoa; Porifera; Demospongiae; Tetractinellida; Geodiidae
Source: the annotation of a GenBank genome assembly
AUGACUAUUUCCCAUAAUGUACGCCGCUCCAUGGAAGAAGGGGGCUGGAUACGCCGCAUGUUCGAGGUGGGCAUUACCCUUAAGGCCCAAUACGGCGAUGACAAGGUUUUUGACCUGUCCCUGGGCAAUCCGGUAGUGGAGCCCCCUGAAGAGUUCAACGAGGAACUGCGGCGGCUGGCCCAGAAUCCUGGAAAAGGCAUGCACCGCUACAUGCCCAACGCCGGUUAUCCGGAAACCCGUAGCGCGGUGGCCCAGACCCUGAACGUUGAGACGGGAUUGUCCUUCUCCGCCGCCGAUAUAGUGAUGAGCUGCGGCGCCGCUGGGGCGAUAAAUGUUGUGCUGCGUGCCACCCUCAACCCUGGCGACGAGGUUAUCAUCAUUUCGCCUUUCUUCGGGGAGUACGUUUAUUACAUCGACAACCAUAACGGCGUGCCCAUCAUCGUACCCGCCACCGAGGAGUUUGACCUGGACCUCGCGGCCAUCGAAGGUGCCAUUACUCCCCGCACCCGCGGUCUGAUCAUCAACUCCCCAAACAAUCCUUCGGGGGUUGUCUAUUCGGCAGACAGGAUAGGGGAACUGGCGGCACUGUUGCAGCGCAAACAGGCGGAACUGGGCACGGAAAUCUACAUCGUCAGCGACGAACCCUAUCGCCACCUGAUCUACGACGGACUCUCCUAUCCGCAGGUCUUCAACCGCUACGACCGGACCAUCGUGGUCAACUCCCACGCCAAGGACCUGGGCCUGCCCGGGGAGCGCAUCGGCUACAUUGCCGUCCACCCGGACUUCCCCAACAAGGGAGAACUGGUGGAUGGGAUGGUCUUCUGCACCCGAACCCUGGGGUUUGUAAACGCGCCGGCCCUGAUGCAGCAUGUGGUGCGGAGUCUGCAGGGGAUAAGCGUGGACGUUGGCGAAUACCAGCGCAAGCGGGACUUCCUAUAUUCCCAGCUUACGGAGUUGGGCUACUCAAUGGUCAAGCCCCAGGGCGCCUUUUACCUCUUCCCCAAGUCGCCGCUGCCGGAUGAUGCCGAGUUUGUGGAUGCUUUGCAGGAAUGGAACGUGCUGGUAGUGCCAGGCAGAGGGUUUGGCACGCCGGGGCACUUCCGCAUUUCCUACUGCGUCGACGACUGGGUCCUGGAAGGGGCCAUUGAGGGAUUUGCGCGGGCAGCAGAGCGGCUUGGGUUGUAG